CAAAAGUCAAACCCAGUGCUGAGGAAACCCGAAAGCAAGGAAGGUGGUGAAUACUUCGUCGCAACGUAAAGUCAGUUCGUCGUCGUCGUCGUGUGUGCUUUUGUAAUACCCUACAGAGAUCUUUUUCUUUUCGAAGUGAUAUCGAGUGUGAGAAGGCCUGCGGUUCUCGGUAGAUAGUGUUUCCGCUGUCGAGGGUUCCUGGGAAGUACCUCCGGCAUUGGGAGCGCUUCCGGUACGGCCGAAGGGAUCCGUUUCGUGGCACGGAAAUCGCGGCGAAUCCCGGGGAAAAUUGUGUGCUGAGUGCUGUCUAAAAUGGACGCAACGUCGUAGUUGGAGAGAGCAGUAUAGGAAGGCUUUUUAGUGGCUGUUCCUGUGGUGCUGCUGCUGCUGCAAAUGUGUGUGAAGUGCAAGUGCCAGAGUGAGAUAGGAAAACAGCAAAUAAAAAACUGACGACAAUCGUUCGCUGCAUUUUUUUAUGGUAGAACGCAAGAGUGCGAGUGAGAAAGUCUUGUGUGGCAGCAGCAGAAGUGUCAAACACGGAGCCGCAUCAUCCGUCAGUGUACGGCUAUUCUUGGUGUUGUUGUUGUUGUUGUUGGUGCCGUUCCUAUUGUUGUGUGUGAGUGUGGCUCAGCGCGCGUGUAGGGGAAAGAAGACAACGUCAGCGUGAAAACGUAGCCAACGGGUCCACACUGUGUCCGAACAACGCGUGGAUGAACGAAACGGCAACAGACACCCAUUCGUCGGCGACCGUGUAGUGGGUAAUAAUAGUAAUACCAAUAACAAGAGCGAAGCAGAAGGAAACCAAGACGGCGAAGAAACCCGGAACGAAGAAGAAGAUAAACGAGGUGAAGAAAGAUUGCAAAGUGACGAAAGAAGUUUAAAAUCAGUGCAGUGAAACAAGAAAAAGAAUAAAGGAAAAAGUGUACCAGAAACGGGAUGGGAAGAAGCAAAAGGUGGCAAUGGCUAUAAAUUCGAUAGAUAAGAAAUUUCUCUAUUUUUUGUGAUUUUCGAUCAACGAUUUAGUUUCUUCUGCGUUGUUGGUGCCUGGCCUAGUUUGGUCAUUUCGAAAGGAUAACGUUAGUUCGUGAAUACCCCAGCAGAAAUCAUAAGAAGAGAAGAUCGAAGGUGUUAAUUUUCUACGCAAAAUUGGAGGAAAUAGCCUCGACUAGCAGCCAAGGUGGUGAGCAGUAGGUAAAUCUGCCAGGAUUCAGCUCCAGAAAGUGAAAACGAGAUUAUUAUGGAAAAGGCGAAAGCCUACAUCAAGAACGAAUUACGUGGGGGCUCCUUGACAUCGCAUUCGGAGCCCCCGGCAACUAGUCAGCAACAGCAUCAUUCAGCACAAUCCCUGCACCAUCAACCGUCGCCAACGCAUCAACAGCAAGCUGCCAGUUACAAUGAAUCCUCCACGAUCUGCUACGUCUGUGGUGCCCGUGGUGCCCAGGAUCAGUUCUACCUCCGGGUGCGGCCGAACGCGGAGCGCCAAAAUGAGCCAUAUUUUCCCAUGCUCGAAUCGCACCCCCCUCCGGACGGUGUUCCCCAGUGGACGCCCGCACAGCUAGGGGUGCGGGCAUGCUAUCUUUGCUUUACAGGUAUGAUCAAACAAUGGGAAUACCACGAACGGGAAGGUAAACCCAUUGCACAGAGAUUGUAUUGGCUGAAACGAGUUGAUGCCAAAAGCUUCAUCGGUGCUGACAUGGCCACCCAGGGCGAAUAUGCCACUCAGGUGCUAGGACUGAACCCCGAACACGUGCCUACUAGUGGCCGGUCGCUUACGCCUCAGUCGCAACAAGUUAGUUCUUAUGGUAGAAUCGGAAGUCCGAAUAGUUUAGCGCGGCCGCGGUCACAGGACCAUCCCGGGACUGGUGGUCCCCUACCGCAACAUUACCAAGUAGCUAGGAACGAAAGUCCAAUCCGGUCCAGCUCGCGGAACGAAUCUCCGCAGGGCAAAGUCGAACCGUACCAUCCAACCAAGAGGUUCAUCGAAAAUCAUAUUAACAAUAGCGGGAGCUAUAGCCAACAGGGUUCGAGGCCUUCCAGUCGAAACGAAAAAAGUGUCACACCGAGGCCUAUGUCUAGGGAUAAUCCUUCGCCGGUGGCGGUCGUCCCCAGCACAACAUCCUCCAUCACGCAGCCAGCAACGGCUUCUCCCGUGCUGGCUGGACGAUUCGAUGGCAUGAAAAUGUCUUCAUUCGCCCAUCAUAAGCUGAAAAUCCUCAACUACACCAAUUCACUGGCAACAUCGGCUGUCACCUCACUUACCGCUGCACCAUCUACUAACGCAAACGACAACAAAUCAACCUCGUCUACGUCGUCUUCUACGCAUCGGUUAGAGGAGGAGGCUGCGUUAGAUUUGCGGAAUGCCGCCCUUGGACCGGUUCCUGGCGCGUCCGGAACCGAUAUACUGGACCUGUCGAUGCCGGACAAAAACUCAGUGACGGAAGUGUGCUACGUCUGUGGCGAUGAGCAGAGGCGGGGCAGUUUGGUGGAAAUUUCCACCGUCAAGCCAAAGGACGGCAAGGACCAGGAGAAACCGUACUUUCCCAUCUUCGACGAGACGCAUGCCAGGCCCGCCCGUUCGCGACCUAAGGAUCCAAAGGGAAUGGUACAAGCGUGUAAAACGUGUCAUAAUUAUUUGAUCAACCAGUGGCAUGAAUUUAAUAAACAGUGCGUACCGGAAGCCCAGCGGAAGUACCAGAUACGGAAACGGCAACCUACUCAGGAACGGGCGGCCACAUUCGUCUGCUACACAUGCGGUUCCGAUACGCUGUCCUCGCAGCUGCGGCUCGUCUACUGCUGCCCCAAUGCCGAACGGGAGCCCUACUUCCCGUUUAUCAAAACGAUGAAAGCACCGGCCAAUGCUAGUCCGAUAAGUCCCCAGGGUAUGGUGCAAAUAUGUUCAACGUGCAAUAAAAAGAACGAACAUCUGUCCGAAGGUGGUACCGUAAGCAAUGUCGAGGAAAGGUAUCCGUCUCCGUCAAAAAUGACGUCUAGUGUGAUAAACGAGGUUGUACGAUUUAAGCCUUAUGAAUCUCCAUCCGGUCUGCCUGGGCCGCUACGGGAUCAGAAAGACUACCGGAGGGAUUCAAGACCAAAUACGCCGCCUCACUCUCAAGGACCCGUUGAAAACGGUCAUGUUUUUUCGUGUUACAUUUGUAAGAAUAACUUUCCCCCGCUAUCGAUGGAGUGGCUGUCGACGAGUGCCGAACAUAUGAAUUCGCAUGCAAUGCAUUUUCCCUGCCUCAAAGGCAACAACGAUCAGGGUCCGGGCCGGGUGCUGGCGUGUAAAAACUGCGUACAAAACCUCACCAUGCAGUGGGAGACGAUGGAUGCCGAGCGGGUGCCGCUCGAACAUCGGAAGUACAUCAUUCCUUCGCCUACGCCAAACUCGAUCUCGCCCGGCGGCGGUAGCGUCGUCGUCGGGCAGCAUCGACCACCAAUAGCGCUGGCCACGCCGCCUACCACGCCGGCGGGCUCGAACGCUCCCAGUACUUCGGUGUACUGCUUCGUCUGUGGCCUACAUUCAGAGUUAAACUUUGCUAGGUUAAUAUAUGCCAAUAAAGAGGGUUCUAGACCUUAUUUUCCUUUUCUGUUAAAACACAAGUCACCUCCCAAUGCGGAACAGUUACGAAGUGACAGUUCGGCGUUGGUUUGUACAUUUUGUUAUCACUCGCUGUUGAAUCAAUGGCGGAAACACGAAGCUCAAAAUACGGUUCCUCCGGGAAGCCGGGAGUACAACUUCCACGACUACUGCUGCCACCUGUGCGGGAUCACAACCUAUCGGAAGCGAGUGCGUGCGUUGCCCAUCCGGGAGUACCCCUUCGUGGCGAAUCGAAAAAGCGACGGACUGCUGCUGGAGAAUGGCGACUUUGCAGUGGUCUGUCUCGAUUGCUACGAGGGGCUAAGGCAACAAUCGGCUGAGUACGAUCGGUGGGGAGUGGCGAUCGAGAAGCGGGAGUACAACUGGGUGGCCCAGCCACCACCACCGGAGGACAGUCCGGAUGUUGCAGUCGCCCGCCUACCGAGCGGGGAACGAACUGAUAAAGUCAAUAAAAAUUCUCAAAUACGUCCAAUACCAAAUAAGAAGAACUGUUCUCCAAAGCAAGUUAGUAACGAUAAGCAGCGGGAUGCAAUUCCAUCCAAGCUGGCACAAAAGCGUCCAGUCACCAGCCCAGCACCACCAGUUCCUUCGCCACAGCUACCGCAGCAUCAUCCGUCUUCCGUGUCACCGCACGCGAAUCACAUUGUCGGUUCGAAUCAUUUGCCACCGUCGGCCGGAGCGGGGCCACCCGGGGCGCACGGGACUCCCGUAGGCGUUGUCCAGCCGUCGCCGAAUUCGUCGAUUCAGAAUGCCUCCGGUGGCGGUGGGGCAAACAGCGGCAACAGUCGUGGUUCCUUCGCGGCAGCCCUGCGUAAUCUGGCCAAACAGGCCGACGUCAAGGAUGAUGAACCGGGCGGCGGUGGUGGUGGUGGCGGUGGAGGGCCAGGCGGCGGCGGAGGGGGCGGACCAGAUCGAAUAGCCGGUGACGGUCGAGGCAAUCCGGCGGCACAAAUGGAUGUACGCCGCCAGGUGGUGGACGGUCGGGAUCUGAACGAUUCGCGGGGUGGCUCUCUGCAGGAGAGCCGGGUGAGGAGCGCUGACGUUGCCCGGGGCAGCGAUCCAAAGAAGCGCUCCUCGCCACAGCCACCAGAAAAGAUCCAGCGCCUCAAUCCACCCAGCGCGAGUGCAAUGCAAACCGAACUACUAGCGCGCAGUGGAUUCCAACCAUACAGGCCAGACGAACGGUUGACUCACCCAGCCGGUUCCUUCCCCAUGGAUGCCUAUGCCGGUUUCGGCUCAAUUCCCGGCUUGCCACCAGGCAACAUGUUCAAUCCUGCAGCCCUGGCGUACCACGAUCCGUCCAUUUACAUGGAUCCCCGAUUUAUGCUGAGGGCCAAUCACCACUCGGCUGCAGCAGUAGCAGCGGCUGCGGUGGCACAUCCCCUGUACUCAUCUCUUCCAUACGGGCCAAAUCUGUACGCCGGAAUGAUCCCCGGUAUGGGCAUCGGUGCCCAGAGCAUCCACGAGCAAAUGAAGUUGGAUGAGGAACGACGUCGGAUGAGGGAAGAAGAAAGAGCCGCCAGGGAGGCACGAGAAGCCAUGGAGAGGGAAAAGGAACUGAGAGAACAAAGAGAACGCGAACAGAGGGAGAAGGAGCAACGAGAAAAAGAAGAGCGUGAAAGGCGCGAAAAGGAACAACGUGAGAAAGAGCAGCGAGAACGAGAAAUGAGAGAAAAGGAAGAAAGGGAAAGGAGAGAACGUGAGAGGGAACGUGAACGAGAACGAGAACGCAUGAUGGCAGCAUCCCAUCUGCAAAUGCAUCACCCAUCUUUGGCGAGGCCAUUCUACCCGAUGGGCCUGCCAGCAGGAUUAGGACUUUCAAUGAGGGCCCCAGGCCUUCCUUCGCAUCCUUUACAUCCUUCGUUGAGCCUAGGGAUGGGAUUAGGUCUACCACAAGUGCCACAACAACCGUCAGCAUCAUCGUUGAAUAUGUCGCAUACACCACCGACCAGUCUAGGUGGUCACCCAUCAAUUCCAACUAGUUUAGCGGCAUACAGUCAUAGCUUACCACCAUCGUCGAUGAGUUCCAACUACCACAGUCUAAAUCUUGGAGGUCUGCCGGGUGCUCAAAAUUUGAGCAUGGGCCAUUUUCCACCGCCGCCGGCUCAUGUAUCUCUUAAUUUAUCAGGAUCUCCAGGAUUAUCCUCCGGCUCCCCACAGCUGAAUUCAGCUCCGUUAUCCUUGUCAACAAAAUCUCAUCCUUCCAUUAUCAGCACAGCAGCCCUUCCCUCUCAUAUUUCACACUCCCAUCCCUACUACUCAACGAUAGGCAUCCCAAAUCAACAUCAUGCAAAACUUCUUGAUCUCUUGCCCACACCACCAAACAGUAAUUCUGCAUCAUCGGUCAGCAACGCAAAACCCGCAACAGCACCAACAGCGACAACAACAUCCAUCAAUAGCAGUUCCGUUCCUCCUUCAGCAGUUCCUUCCGUUGCCGUUGGUGGCCCACCGCUGUCAUCUGUAAAUAGUACAAACAUCGCUAGUAUUAACAACAAUCAUCAUCCCCAUCAUCACCGAAAACAGGAUUCGCCACGAUCCUCCCCGGCGCCACCUACGUCAUUGACCAAAGCCGGUAUCCCGGUGCCUGCAUCUCCUUCCCAGCUUCAACAACUAGAUAGUUCCAAUCUAAUCAAAAUCGCCGUACCACAAUCUGACCUGACAGGUCCUCCGACGGUGGCGCCAGUGGCAGCGGUAACGGAAGAACGAAGAUCACCAGCGGUGGCAGCAACAGGGAAACCCGAACAAGACAGCAAUGGACCUGCUGUAAUGCCUGCGUCAGAAGAACCUACUGCAGAUACAAUCAAAGAAGACAAACGAAGUGAAUCCACUCCCGUUGGAGGCCCUCCGGGACCCGAAGCGGAAGGAGCUGCAGAUAAGAAGUCCCCAUUGAACGGCGGAGGUACUGGCGGUAGUCCGGCUACUGCUCCAGCAGCUGCUGGAACGCCUCCAGCCGUAGCACCUUCCCAAGCUGCUUCAGGUAAUAAUAGUAGUACUAAUAACCAUAGUAGUAGUAGCAACAGUAGUAAUAAGAAUGAACAAAAGGAACGUGAUGAUAAGGGCGGCAUCGGUGGAGGGGAUCCACUGGGUCGCAAUGGUGCUAACAACAAUAAUGGUAGUAAUGGUCCAACUGUUGAUGGAACUAUUGAAUCGUUGGGUAAACAGAAACAACAGCAAAAUACGAACGGAAAUGGAACUUCUACUCCUGUGACGGCCACCACAACAGCUGGCAAGGAGAACCGAUAGUCGAAUCUAAAAUUUUAAUCAUUUCGACUGUGCGAGUUUAUCAAGCUGAUAAAUUCGCCACAACCGUUCUUGAAGCGGUUGCAAUAACACAGGAGAGUUGAGAUACAAAGCAAGAUUUAUUCCAGGGAUUUAACAUGCUGGUCAUUUAAACACAUAAAGGCAAGAAUAGUUUACACAAAACUGUGUUUGUUUCAUAAAACACAUCAUAGUCGUCACGUUUAGCGAUACUUCAAAUAUCAGAGAAACUAUCAAUGAAAAAGUCAAUGUGGGCUGCAUAUUCCUGUGAUUCCAAGUUUUCCGCAUAUGUCUUGAUUUAAACAAUCCUAAUUACCAACAGCUGUUCAAUUUUAAUUUCAAUCAAACACAUAUUUGUGUGGAUUAUUCUUGUGGUGUCCAUAUUAAAAGCUUCUAUUUCAAUAACAUCCAAACGUUUAUGUAGAAUGUGAUUAAUUUACAUAUAGAAAUUAAAAUGUUUGAUGUUUACAAUCAGUUAUUCGCUGAUUUACAGAUUCAAUAAAUAAAACCUGAGCACAAUAGCCUUUAGAAAAAGUUUUUGAUUACGAUAUGUAGUGGUUAACCCUCUCAUUUAAAUUUCAAGUUUUUCAAUUUUACUCUAUCGUUCGUUCUCACAAUGCCGAAACAACCAAAUCCCCGUCAUCGCCGUAGCUGCAAUAAACCAUCGUAAUUAGCUGUCUAAGUUUGUUGCGAAACCCCAUUAUGAUCGGAACCAAGGAUGGUGUACUUGGUUUCAUUUUAAUCAAACUACUUGUUAUUCAAAGCUGUAAAAGUGGGUUUAAGAGAUUUAGGAAGCACACAUUUAUUUGCCGUCAUAACGAUUACGUUUAUUAUUCUAUUAUCUAAAUAACUAUAUGUUUAUACCUAUUUUAUCUUCGAUUGUAUCCAUUAUUAGUUAGUGCUUAAUAGAGCGAGGCUACACCUCGAUUGAUGAUUCGAUGAAUGCUGCGAAUGAAUUUUUGUGACUACGUAGUUUAGAAAUAGGUACAGUUCUCUUAAGAUUAUGCACAUUUUUACGUGUGAGGAGGAAACAAUAAUUAGACAUAGAGGAGAUGCAUCGCUACCAAUAAUGCAUAUAUAAGUUGGAUCAAAAUAUAAAAAGAAGCUACGCUAAAGAUGAUACCCCAUGUAAGUAAUAGAACAUACAGAAAGUCAAACCACAUACUAAUUUAUUCGGAGAUUAGUUUGACAUCAAAUAAGUAGAUAUGUCAAAAUUUAUUAAGUACGGAGGAAUAUGAUUGCUUAAUAUUUUAAGUGAAAAUACAAAUUCAAAUGAAGCGCAUAGAAAACGACACACACUGGCACAUGUGACUCACGCAGAAAAUUAUUAAACGUUGUAAUGUUCCAACGAAAGCCUAAAUUCGCAAACAAUCGAUGACGUAAUAAACAAUACUUUGACAAAGUAGAAACGAACGCGUUGAAUGGAGAGUGAGAAGUCUUCUGAAUUGGGCUGCAUUCGUUGGGGGUAUGCUUGUAAUUCAAUUAGAAUGAGAAAAUAUGAUACACUAAGGAAACUAUUUGAUAGUUGGUAGUAUUAGCUUAGCAGUGAAAUAAGGCAAAAACAAAUAUUAUCACUAGUAAAUAUUGAGAGGAAACUGUAAAAACAACAAAACAAGUAAGAAGAAGCAAAUGCACGUUUAUAUAAAAUAUUA
Messenger RNA from Armigeres subalbatus, 8508 nucleotides. It is a transcript of the gene px, whose product is annotated as AT-rich interactive domain-containing protein 1B. The coding region runs from base 1238 to 6841 and encodes 1867 amino acids. Lineage: Eukaryota; Metazoa; Arthropoda; Insecta; Diptera; Culicidae. The record is from RefSeq and is a predicted model, not a curated record. The transcript is spliced from 15 exons.